This is a messenger RNA of Verticillium alfalfae VaMs.102, 1422 nucleotides long. RefSeq lists its product as hypothetical. Gene Ontology annotation, cellular component: nucleus; nuclear chromosome; RSC-type complex. Bases 1 to 1422 code for a protein of 473 amino acids. Gene Ontology annotation, biological process: chromatin remodeling; regulation of transcription by RNA polymerase II. The transcript has 3 exons. Lineage: Eukaryota; Fungi; Ascomycota; Sordariomycetes; Glomerellales; Plectosphaerellaceae. Gene Ontology annotation, molecular function: transcription coregulator activity. The record is from RefSeq and is a predicted model, not a curated record.
AUGACGACCGAUUACUUUGCGCAGAUUCUGGUUCAGGACCUCGAUCUUCCGAACCGGCAACAGGUGGUGUCGGAAAUCAGCAAACAGAUUCGCACCCAGCUGGAGGAGUAUGCUGGUGUCGCGCUACACCCUCUUUUCCACACCCAGCCCAGUAAUAAUCUGCCUGCCGGGACCCCGAAACCCCUUCUCCUGAACCGAGACGACUCGGCGACGGCCACACCUUUUCGCCCGCGCGACGAGCAAUGUCAAGGCCCUGCUGACGUGACGGCCGCUGCGACCCCCAUCACAGCAGAAUCCGAAGACUACAACCCAGACGAUACCUACCGAUGCAUCGUCAACCUCAACAUCAACUUGUCGUCGACCCUCUAUACAGAUAAAUUCGAGUGGUCCUUGCUCCAUCCGCCCGGAACCGCUGAGGCAUUUGCCAAGCAGACCUGCGCGGAUCUGGGACUGGCCGGCGAGUGGGUUGCUGCUAUGACGCACGCCAUCUACGAGGCCGUGCUGCGACUCAAAAAGGAAGCUUGCGAGGCUGGCGGUUUGGUCGGCGGCUGGGGAGCGCAGAGCGAGAUUGCCAACGAUGCCGCCCAUGGGGCCGAGGCUGGCUGGCGAUACGACCCUGAAAGCCUGGCCGACGAGUGGGAGCCCAAGAUCGAGAUUCUCACCAAGGAGGACAUUGAGAAGAGGGAAGGUGACCGCGAGCGGCAAAUCCGUCGCCUGCGGCGUGAGACGGCCCGCUUCAGCUCCACGACAGGUCUGGUGGGCGGUAUUCCCUUCUCUGGCUUCGGCGGCAUCGUCGAUGUGGAAGAGGAGCGCAUGGGCAGAGGCGAGCGGUCCAAGAAGAAGAAGCGGUUCCGCAGUCUGAGCCCACUCGGUCGUUCGGGCACGCCAGGCGGCCGCGGUACGCCUGACACUGGUGCAGGCUAUGGCGGGGGCGGGGGCGGCACGCUGACGGAUCAAGAGAGGUUGGCGUGGAAGUGCUAUCAUUGCCACAUGCCAGGAACCAGCGUCUGGGCUGUACGAGACGGCCCGACGGCGCCAAGAUAUUCUUGUCAUUGUAUACAUCUGUGGCUGUACUACUCCUACGACAUUGAUGCAAGUGGACGUCGAUCCAGCGCGCACUGGGCCCGUGCGCACGUGCCUAUUCGCCCAUUGAUACACGUCCAAACCUGCAGGGGACAUUUCUUAGUCAUCCUCCUUCAACGUCACGUCAACUCACGACUGCCAUCUCUGAUUGAGCUUGCCCACCUUCGCAACUGUUCCUCAACCAUCACCUUAACUCAAGGCACAUUCAAACUUGCCUGGCAGCAUGCUAAGGCCACGGCCAUUUCAUUUGGUUCUUUUCUCGAUGCUCCAGGAGUGCCAUGCACGUACCGUUACCCCGCUGUCACCCCGCAACCCCCGCGAUCCCAGAUUGGGACGUGA